This is a messenger RNA of Phaeodactylum tricornutum CCAP 1055/1, 960 nucleotides long. RefSeq lists its product with no specific name. The record is from RefSeq and is a predicted model, not a curated record. NCBI's taxonomy places the organism in Eukaryota, Bacillariophyta, Bacillariophyceae, Surirellales, Neidiaceae. The coding region runs from base 1 to 960 and encodes 319 amino acids. The transcript has a single exon.
AUGCCCGCCACAGAGUGUUGCAAGCCCAUCUCCGUUUUUCUCGUCCGCCAUGGUGAGCGGGCUGACGAGCUUUUGAAAUUGAAAGGCAUUCAGGUACCCCGGGAAGAUAAACUCGACCCAUUUUUGUCUUCCCGUGGAUAUGAACAGGCACGAGACUCGCUUUCUAUAUUGAUAGAAUGUAUGAACAAAGAAGGAACAGCUAGGAAGAUUGGUGUAUUUUGCUCACCGAUGAGGCGUACUUGUGGAUCGGCGCUGAUGCUUUCGGCUACCGAUAUUACGAGCUAUCCAGCACUCGAAUGGGGAUUUCGGGGAUCGGUCGACGACAACACUAUACCAGUCAUCGUUCUGAAUGGCCUAAGUACAUGCGCGACGCAAGUGAAGAAGCAAGGACCGAUCAAUAAGCUUGUGCAGGAAGGAAAAAUACCGUGUGCCGACUGUCCCGCUAAUGACGGUUCGUUGCAAGGACCUAUGGUAAUGGCCGCCAGAUCAAUGCUGAGGCAUCAGCCGGUAUACGACUGCUCAUAUUUGCCUUAUGGAUGGGUACAGUUUUGUUCCAUCGAAGCCAAGACAGGCAUUGUUGCUCCCAUGGCCCCAAGAAUGUCGACCGCAAAAAUAGAUGCCACGAUGAUUCCGGUAGUGAACGCCACCGCUGAAAACUUAAGACUUCAAGAUCUACCAACUGAACAGGAUUCCUGGAGGGACUCUUUAAAUUUAGGGAUUCAAUGGGCAGACGUUGAAGGAUGCAAUACUGUGAUUUUCUUGGCUCAUCGAGAGGCGAUAUUGGGACUUCUUGAUAUUUGUGGACAGAGCAUGGAGUCAUCUCUUGUUUCCACACCGCAUUGCUGCAUUGGAAGCUUUGUUGCCAUUUCAACUGGGGAGGGAAAAGUCCGGUGGCAGGCGCAUUCGGUAGUUGAUUACAAUUCGUUUGACGUUGGAAUGAUCCCUGGCGCCGUUGAAUAA